Molecule: messenger RNA, 1005 nt
Organism: Peronospora belbahrii
Lineage: Eukaryota; Oomycota; Peronosporomycetes; Peronosporales; Peronosporaceae
Source: the annotation of a GenBank genome assembly
AUGAACAACUUUGAACAGCUCAAGUUACUAGGACGUGGUGGGUACGCAAGUGUCUACCUCGUUCAAUCUUUCCACUUCCCUCACCUUUACGCGUUAAAGAGAAUUUCCAAGUCCAAAAUCGUGACGAAGGAGCAGAAAACUCGGUUUGAAGCUGAAAAAUUCAUUCUGGAAGGAAUUACGAGUCCAUUUCUAUGUCGAGGUUUCGAGACGUUUGAAACAAAGGAGGAAAUGGCCAUUGUACUAGAAUUUAUCCAAGGUCGUACUUUGCAUGAGUGUGUGUGGAAAUAUAGAGACACGGGCAGAUUACCGGAAAAUGUUGCCAGGUUUUUUACGGCACAACUGGUGCUUGCACUGGGUGAUCUGCAUGCUCAUGGAUACAUUCAUCGUGAUCUAAAGAGUGGCAACGUGUUGAUUGGGGAAGAUGGAUUUGUCAAGGUAAUUGACUUUGGACUUGCCAAAAAGGUGGCUGGGGAUGAAGUAAAGGAGGAUGAACGCACACAAUCCAUAUGUAGCACGCACUACAUCAUGGCACCUGAAAUUAUGAACCAGCAGCCUUAUGGAGUUACUGUUGACUGGUGGAGUUUAGGUGUCGUUAUCUACGAAAUGGUGAUGGGUCACCCACCCUGGGAAUAUCAUUGCCCACAAAAUAGUACCAUCGACGAAUACUUUCGGAAUAUUAUGCACAUAGCUAGAUCUCCGUUCCAGUCUGCUGAUGCCCAGGGACUGAGUAAUGAUCUGCAGUCGCUGAUAAGUGGUCUACUGACACUUGAUUUUCAUAAGCGACUUGGGGCACAUGGAGUAACCGAGGUUAUGCGCCAUGCAUGGCUCUGUGAUGUCGACUGGAAACAUUUGCAGACGAAAGAUGCAUCAAUUGCUGUACCGUAUGACGCCCAAGCUGACUAUAACGCAGACCGAAUCUACAUACAUCCUACGCGAAAUGACGGUCUGUCUAGUGCAGAGAGCAUUGGUUCUGAAGAAAAUGCAAAGUAUUUUGCUGAUUUUUAA